Molecule: messenger RNA, 958 nt
Organism: Mytilinidion resinicola
Lineage: Eukaryota; Fungi; Ascomycota; Dothideomycetes; Mytilinidiales; Mytilinidiaceae
Exons: 3
Coding region: 414-587 (57 amino acids)
Source: RefSeq, a predicted model, not a curated record
AUCACUUUUCACCAGCUGCCAAGUACUCUUCAAUCGAUAAUGUUGCCAAUCCUUCAAAGAUUCAGCGGAAGCCUCGCAUGGCUACUCAUGACACCCCCCGGGCUCAAUCUCCAGUCUCUGUAUUGGACGUAGCUCAAGACACAGGUUCUCACGCUCAACGCUCUCCUAUUAAUGAAGCCAUGAUCGAUCCACAGCUACUCGAAAUCGACCGCUCCGCGCGAAUAGACUAGAAUGUGAUGCCCUCUCUACUACGACAAGUAUUACCAUGGAAGAAGAUGCGCCGGCAAUGGCUAUUACAUCAGCCUACAGUGUCCCCAUUGUGUACCUGACCAAUCCAAGUUCCGGCGGGGCGGCCCCCAGGUCCUCCGUAGGCAUCUUCAAAACGAUCAGGGUGAGACCUUCUUUUGGCCUGCAUGGGAGGAAGAAGUGAUAAGAGGUGCGGCCGGCAUUGGGUAUCCGUCAGGAAAGUCAACUGGCUUAUUCAGAAAAGCCCGGGCAACGAAUACGACACGGAUGACGACACGACUGACGAUGAGACUGAGAACGACGAGGAUGAUGACGCAUGGGCGUUCGGAAACGGACUUUGAGCGUGCGAUCACAGUACAAUGUGACAGUACUGUACGUUUGAGGGUCCUUUGAUAGCUUUGGUUCUCAAGCAGCGAGAGUUGUCCUGAUAAGUUGAUUGUGGACCGGACUAGAUAAGACUCUGUCGGAUUAGCUAUAUUGGAGCUGAAGGAUGGGCCUAAGGAUUAGAGGCUGCAGACUGAUACGCGAGUGGUAGAGGUUUGAAAGCUUGUAAUCUGCCAUGAGUUGUCUUUCAAAGAGCUAUCUAUGCUUUCACAACAACCUAAAACUGGUUGCGGUUUACAUAGUUAGAAUAUGGCUAGUGAUUCUAGCCUAUAUCAGACUAAAUCUGCCUUCCGUUUGCCCCAGGAGAUUUGGUUGGUUAUACUUCAAC